ACUUAGCAGCUUUAUUUGCUAGAAACAUUUUAGUGAUUUUCUUAGAACCCGAAGCUGCUUUUCUCCAAUAUGCCCUUUUGUUACGUAAUGUUUACUUUGCAUUACCAAUGUAUACUAGUCUAUGCAAAUCUACAGCCCAU
Molecule: messenger RNA, 140 nt
Organism: Funneliformis geosporum
Lineage: Eukaryota; Fungi; Glomeromycota; Glomeromycetes; Glomerales; Glomeraceae
Source: the annotation of a GenBank genome assembly